UGUCGUUGCUGCUGCUCUUCAUGCAUCCUGCAUCCAGGACCAGACGAAUUGACAUUUCCUCAAUAUUCACGCGGCGGACAGCGCUUGACUUUGGCUUCCUGCCGGUUGAGAUGUGCCAGUAGCGACGCUGAGAUCCGGGGUUCAUGCUGAUGAAAUUGAUCUGCUCAGUGAGCUCCAACCAGAGCCAUGGGGAGUACCCGGACUGCCGCAGCGAGAGGGAGUCGGGCGGGGAGGCAUCCCUCCUGGUGUCUCCGCUGGUGGUGGCGGGGAUCGUUAUAGGCCUCGUGCUCUUCCUGUCCUGCAUCACCAUCAUCGUGGGCAGCCUGCGCAAAGACAGCCGGCUCCGAAACCCGCACCUCCGGGCCAGCUACGGACCAGACGGUUUUUCUUACGGCGGUUCGGCGGGAGACCUGAGGUCCAGCUGCUUGGAGGACUUUCCUCCCGGUUUAGACUUUGACUCAUACAGAGAAACUCUGCCGCCGAUCAACAGCCUGUAUCCCGACUCGCCGCCGCGUUACGAUGAGUGCGUUGGCCCCGGAUCCACCCAGAUCUACAUCCCUACAGACGACCCGCCUCCUUACUCCCUCCUGGACCCCUGCCGAGCGGAGCAGGAGGCGCGGCCGGGCCACGCCCCCCCGGGGGCCUCGGCCGGCGCCGCCCGGUUCUCCCCCUCCCACCAGCCGCCGGGACUGCCGGAGCAGGAGGGUCGGGGCGUCGCGUCCAUCUCCUUCCCCGUGGAGGCGGCGCCGCCGUACGAGGCGGUGCUGGCGGAGCAGGGACAGCCCCUCCCCCUCAUGCCAUGUGACCUUGAUAAACACCAGUCCCAGCAGGGGGACGACGGACGCUCGCAGCCGUCCCCGGCGGACCAGAUCCUGCUGGACAGUUAAUCUGAAGAGGACGGGCGGGGCUGGACGCCGGGAGCAGCU
Molecule: messenger RNA, 926 nt
Organism: Salarias fasciatus (jewelled blenny)
Lineage: Eukaryota; Metazoa; Chordata; Actinopteri; Blenniiformes; Blenniidae
Gene: bean1
Product: brain expressed, associated with NEDD4, 1
Exons: 5
Coding region: 144-887 (247 amino acids)
Source: RefSeq, a predicted model, not a curated record